AUGGUUCCGUGGUGUACGACCCAAACUAUCGGCCCAAGCACAGCAAAACUAAUUUACAUGGCACCAUAUGACGGUACGGAGAAGUAUGGUCCUGUGGAGCAGCCCUUUGGGCCCACUUGCGCAGGUGUGGUGGGUUUGGGCAUCUUUGUUGUUUGCGUGGUUAUGGCCGUCAUGCGGUUGCUGUUUGAUGUCAUGUGGGGUGCAGCCAUUAACGCCGCGGCUGGGAGUUGUGCCUAUUUUUUAUGUAUCAGUCAAUUCCUCUUCUACAUUUUUUCCUCGAAUGACGAGCACUACUUUGGGCAUUUUAUUUGA
This is a messenger RNA of Trypanosoma rangeli, 312 nucleotides long. RefSeq lists its product as uncharacterized. NCBI's taxonomy places the organism in Eukaryota, Euglenozoa, Kinetoplastea, Trypanosomatida, Trypanosomatidae. The transcript has a single exon. The coding region runs from base 1 to 312 and encodes 103 amino acids. The record is from RefSeq and is a predicted model, not a curated record.